AUGGAGAAGGAGCGGACGCUGGCGCUGCAGGCCCUAGCUGAGUCUACGUGUGAUAACUUCAUUGUGCUGCUGAAAUCCGCGAAAGAGUUGAAGUUUCGCGCGCUUUACGAGAAUCACGUCGAACGAGACUCGGCAACGCGAAUUUACUCCGUUCUACCAAGCAAUUCGUCGAGAGCUCCGUUGAAACUCGGAAGCAGUGAAAUGAUCUCGCAGUUUUUCAAGUACAGCUCCGCGAAAAAACAAUUCCUGCCGGUUCCUACCAGGUCGUUCACCGUGAAGACCGACGCGUGCGCCCUAGUGGACCAACUUGUCUUCAAGGGAAAAUCAAAGAGCACGGCACUUGCUCGAUUGCUGUAG
This is a messenger RNA of Phytophthora sojae, 357 nucleotides long. RefSeq lists its product as hypothetical. The record is from RefSeq and is a predicted model, not a curated record. NCBI's taxonomy places the organism in Eukaryota, Oomycota, Peronosporomycetes, Peronosporales, Peronosporaceae. The transcript has a single exon. Bases 1 to 357 code for a protein of 118 amino acids. Gene Ontology annotation, molecular function: calmodulin binding; microtubule binding.